Messenger RNA from Staurois parvus, 406 nucleotides. NCBI's taxonomy places the organism in Eukaryota, Metazoa, Chordata, Amphibia, Anura, Ranidae. The record is from the annotation of a GenBank genome assembly.
GAGCCGGUAAUCGGCGUUCCUCAGAGGGGACAUGUACACUGAUCAUCAGCGCACUGAUGAUCAGUGAUCAGUGCAGCCCCAGCAGUGCCACCUGUCAAUGUCCAUUAAUGUCACCUGCCAGUGCCCAUCAGUGCCACAUAUCAGUGCUCAUCUAAGCUGCCUUUUAGUGUCACCUAUCAGUGCCAGUCAGUGCCACCUAUCAAUGCCAGUCAAUGCCACCUAUCAGUGCUGCCUAUCAGUGCCAGUCAGUGCCGACUAUCAGUGCACAUCAGUGCCACCUAUCAGUGCCUGCCCAUCAGUGAUGCCUGUCAAUGCCCAUCAGUACCACCUAUCAGUGCCCAUCACUGCAGCCUCAUUAGCGCAUAUCAGUGAAGGAGAAAAAUCACUUAUUUACACAAUUUUAAAA